AUGACUGGUCUUGAUCUCAUCUUGGGAUUGGAUUGGUUAUCAAAGAAUCGUAUUCUGCUUGACUGUUAUGAAAGGUCAUUGCAUUUUAUGUCGGAAGGGUCAGAAGGACCGGUUGUGACGAAGAGUUAUUAUCUGAAUUCUAUUAUUGUAAACUAUAGCGGAUGUGAAUGUCAGGGUGUUAUGCUAUUAGCUGCAAAUGUGUCAGAAGUAUUCCCUGAGAAUAUACCUGAAUUUGCUCCUUAUCGUGAAAUCGAGUUUGCGAUUGAGCUGGUUCCUGGAGCAAGACCAAUUUCAAUUGCACCUUACCGAAUGUCGCCUUUGGAGUUGGCUGAACUUAAGGCUCAGCUGGAGGAGUUAAUGAGUAAGAACUUUAUUCUUCCGAGCGUUUCUUUGUAG
This is a messenger RNA of Arachis stenosperma, 396 nucleotides long. RefSeq lists its product as uncharacterized. The transcript has 2 exons. NCBI's taxonomy places the organism in Eukaryota, Viridiplantae, Streptophyta, Magnoliopsida, Fabales, Fabaceae. The record is from RefSeq and is a predicted model, not a curated record. The coding region runs from base 1 to 396 and encodes 131 amino acids.